Arabidopsis lyrata subsp. lyrata is the source of this 621-nucleotide messenger RNA. RefSeq names its product auxin-induced protein 15A. Gene Ontology annotation, biological process: response to auxin. NCBI's taxonomy places the organism in Eukaryota, Viridiplantae, Streptophyta, Magnoliopsida, Brassicales, Brassicaceae. The record is from RefSeq and is a predicted model, not a curated record. The coding region runs from base 259 to 570 and encodes 103 amino acids. The transcript has a single exon.
AAUUUUAGUUUAUUUCGUUUUUUUAAUUAGUUAAUUUUGAUUGUAAAACAUUUGAAAACUACGUGAAUGCAUUCUAGACGGCACACAUUCCCAAGCCCGACAAAUAAAUAAUAACUAAAAGUGAAUGUACAACUAUAUAUAAGUACCCAACUUCCAAAUCAAAGUGGAAACACAAAGAUCCCCACAAAAUCCGUUAAUGUCCUGUGACUCACACCCAAUACAAAUAUAGGUCACUAUAUAACAAGCUUAUAUACAACUAUGCCGAACAAGGUCAUUGACAUGCACUUCCACCAAAGAGAAGAAGAAGAAGAUUCUGGAGAGAGCAGAUCAUCAUCCUCAAGAACACCCAGAGGGCAUUUCGUGGUUUACGUCGGUACGAAUAAGAAGUUGGAAAGAUUCGUGAUCCCCACAAAGUUUUUGAAGAGCCCUUCUUUCCAAAAGCUUCUAGACAAUGCGGCGGAAGAAUUCGGUUACGCGGAGGCUUACCAGAACAAGAUUGUCUUGCCCUGUGAUGUCUCUAGUUUCCGAAGUCUUGUCAUGUUCCUGACUUCUCACGACAAGUCACAUUAACUACAUCAGCCCACUUUUACGUCGUCGUCUGAAUGAUAAAAUGGUUAUAUU